AUGAUCAACUCUAGUCCAGGUCCGUCGCCCAUUCCAUUCAGUGGCUCGCGAUUGUCUCAGGUCGUACCUGAAGCCCAACGCCGCCCUUCCCCGAUGACACCAUCUGGUCACGAGUCUUCCGGCUCCUUCACGACGUCGCCCACCCCGAUUCGCAUGGUGAACAUUCCCAAGCGCAACAGUGUCGAGGAGCAAUACGUUCUGCCGAGCCUAGUCAAGUCCAAGCCCACCGUCGCCAAGCGUGCCACUCCCAGGAAGCGCUCAAACAAUUGGGGUAGUGAUGACAUCGCUGUCUUGCGCCGCGUGUCCAACCCUAGGCUCCGUGCCGUCCUCACCAGCAGCCGUCUUCCGAGGCCUCGUCAGAAGGCAGCCGGGGAGCUACCUAUCCUCAGAAUGAGCCGCUCCAAGGAAUCCAAGCGCAUGUAA
Messenger RNA from Alternaria incomplexa, 423 nucleotides. RefSeq lists its product as uncharacterized. The record is from RefSeq and is a predicted model, not a curated record. The transcript has a single exon. Lineage: Eukaryota; Fungi; Ascomycota; Dothideomycetes; Pleosporales; Pleosporaceae. Bases 1 to 423 code for a protein of 140 amino acids.